AUGGACGGAAUCCACCUGGAGAUCCAGUGCAGGCCCGAUCUCGGCGAGUUGUGCGAUGUGACUGGGGGCUCGAUUGGACAGUCCCACUCUAUCCUUUAUGCGGGCGAGAUCUCCGUGGGGUUCCGCCUCCGCCCCAGCUGGGCCCUGGCCACCUCGAUGGCCGCCCCCGCAAAGUCUCUGGGCCACCUAAAGGAAACCCAACCCCUGGACUUCCACCACCGAAACUCAAUCCGCCACCGAGUCGGUCUUGAGGAGGGAAGAGACUUUUGCUGGGCGGCUCGGUGCGACGUGCCCACCGCCACCGGUGAGAUCAAUGCUGAGUACUGA
Penicillium oxalicum is the source of this 327-nucleotide messenger RNA. RefSeq lists its product as uncharacterized. Bases 1 to 327 code for a protein of 108 amino acids. The transcript has 2 exons. The record is from RefSeq and is a predicted model, not a curated record. Lineage: Eukaryota; Fungi; Ascomycota; Eurotiomycetes; Eurotiales; Aspergillaceae.